AUGAGUCACCAGCACCAUGAGGAUGAACUUUGUGACAUAAAGUCAAUGACAGGAGAUUAUCCCGGGAUUAUCGGAUUUAACCUUGCUGACUUAGAUACUAAUGGGCUGGACAUGAUCUCGGAACUUGGCAAGCGAGCAUACGCACGUGGUAACCUAAUAGCGUUUCACAUGGAAAUGAGCAAUCCUGUAACAGGUGGCCCGAACUUGAUAAAACAAGACAGCGGAGAGGUGUUGCAUACUGUCCGAAGAAUUUUACCAGGAGGUGACAAGCACCAGAAGUUGCUGUCCAUUUUAGACGCCCUUGCUGCGUUCGUUCACACGUUCAAGGACGACCAAGGCCAUUACAUCCCAGUUAUCUUCAGACCAUUUCACGAAAACAACGCAAAGUGGUUUUGGUACGGUCAAAACAACGCGGCGCAAAACACACCCGAUGAUUACACGAAGUUAUGGCGGUUCACCGUGGAAUACCUCCGCGACACGAAACAAGUCCAUAACUUCCUUUACGUCUACGCUCCGAGCGACCAAUAUUUGGACUUCCAUAAAGAUGGUGCAGCAACGGCUUAUCUGAAGACCUUUCCAGGGGACGCCUACGUGGACGUAAUGGCGUUUGACGGCUACCAUAACGUCUUUACUGACGCUUUAGUUCCUACGUACGUCCACCAUGUUCAUGAGCUAGUGGUCGAGGCAGAAAGACGCGGCAAAAUACCAGCCAUAGCUGAAAUCGGUUUACAACACAACGGCAUUGAGAAGAAUCACAGCUUUUGGAUGAACAGAGUUCUCUCCCCUAUCAAAGCCAGUCCUGUCACCAGGCGGCUGGCGUACAUUAUGACCUGGACCAAUAGAUGCGCUCAGGCCUGUUCAAUAUGGUUGCCUUAUAAAGGACAUCCAUCGGAAGCCGACUUUCUCCAGUUUUAUCACGACAAUAUAACCGUCUUCAGUCGGGAAAUGCCCGAUCUGUAUACAUAA
This is a messenger RNA of Liolophura sinensis, 966 nucleotides long. RefSeq names its product mannan endo-1,4-beta-mannosidase-like. Gene Ontology annotation, molecular function: mannan endo-1,4-beta-mannosidase activity. NCBI's taxonomy places the organism in Eukaryota, Metazoa, Mollusca, Polyplacophora, Chitonida, Chitonidae. Gene Ontology annotation, biological process: substituted mannan metabolic process. The transcript has a single exon. The record is from RefSeq and is a predicted model, not a curated record. Bases 1 to 966 code for a protein of 321 amino acids.